AUGAGCUUAGCAGCGAGAACAAAGCAGUGGACUGCCAGGAACUUACAAAAAUUGUGUGCACAGAGGGAUCCGGUACCCAUUUUUGUGCCCGAAUUCUAUCGUGGGUACCUGAAAAAAGGGUGUGUUCACGUUAGUGCUCAGCGAGUACCGUACCUGGGCCGACCGUGCUUGGGCACCAAGUGCAGUGAAAGCUGCAAAAUGGAUCGAUCUUCUGACUUAUUACGUAAUACUUGGCCCGCAUACACUUUUAAGUUUGUUAUCACUGAAAAAACCUUAAAGCGACAGGAGUAUCUUGUGGCCAGUGUUAACAGUUUACAAUCUAUUCAAGCGUGGCAAGAAACAAUGUUAA
Messenger RNA from Porites evermanni, 349 nucleotides. The record is from the annotation of a GenBank genome assembly. NCBI's taxonomy places the organism in Eukaryota, Metazoa, Cnidaria, Anthozoa, Scleractinia, Poritidae.